Molecule: messenger RNA, 1960 nt
Organism: Ylistrum balloti
Lineage: Eukaryota; Metazoa; Mollusca; Bivalvia; Pectinida; Pectinidae
Product: probable tRNA N6-adenosine threonylcarbamoyltransferase
Exons: 8
Coding region: 198-1205 (335 amino acids)
Biological process (GO): tRNA threonylcarbamoyladenosine modification
Cellular component (GO): EKC/KEOPS complex; cytoplasm
Source: RefSeq, a predicted model, not a curated record
AACAACGACUAAGCGUAGCACAUGGGAUAGAGAAACCGACUGCAGUUAACAGCUAAUAAGGGUACACGUGAUUCGAUGAUAAAAACGUUGGUGUAUAUGUAGAUUCAAAAAAAUGUAAAUAGAAUUAAUAAAUCGUAAUCGAUUUGUCUGGUUCUACGUCACCACUCACAGUCUACUAACUAUCAGCAGUGUGAAAAAUGGUGAUUGCUAUUGGAUUCGAAGGCAGUGCCAACAAGAUCGGAAUUGGCAUUAUCAAAGAUGGGGAGGUAUUAUCUAACCCUCGGCACACUUACAUUACACCUCCAGGACAAGGAUUCCUGCCAAGAGAUACUGCCAUACAUCACCGCAAACAUAUCCUAGAUGUACUCCGACAAGCCCUGAAAGAGGCCAACAUUGAACCCAAAGAUCUGGAUGUAGUAUGUUACACAAAAGGUCCAGGAAUGGCAGCUCCUCUCGUGUCUGUUGCAGUAGUAGCCAGAACUGUGGCCCAGCUGUGGAGGAAACCUAUCAUAGGGGUCAACCAUUGUAUAGGGCAUAUAGAGAUGGGGCGCCUCAUCACAGGAGCAAACAACCCGGCUGUGUUAUAUGUCAGUGGAGGUAACACACAGGUGAUAGCCUAUUCUCAACAACGGUACAGAAUCUUUGGUGAGACCAUUGACAUUGCUGUUGGGAACUGUCUGGAUAGAUUUGCGCGGGUGUUGAAGUUGUCGAAUGAUCCGAGCCCAGGAUACAAUAUAGAACAACUUGCAAAAGGUGGUAAAAAGUUUCUAGAGCUGCCCUACACAGUCAAAGGCAUGGAUGUAUCAUUCUCGGGACUUUUGUCAUUUAUAGAGGAGAGAGCAGCGAGCCUGGUGGAGAGUGGACAGUAUACACCAGAAGACCUCUGCUUCUCCUUACAAGAGACUGUGUUUGCCAUGUUGAUUGAGAUUACAGAGCGAGCCAUGGCCCACUGUGGCUCUCAGGAAGUCCUCAUAGUAGGUGGAGUGGGUUGUAAUCUCAGACUACAGGAAAUGAUGGGCAAGAUGGCUGAGGAAAGAGGGGCCACUCUAUUUGCCACAGAUAUGAGAUUCUGUAUAGACAAUGGAGCUAUGAUUGCGCAGGCCGGCUGGGAGAUGUUCCGAGCAGGAAUAGUCACCCCAUUAGAAGACACAUUUUGUACACAAAGAUUCAGGACGGAUGAAGUGGAGGUGACAUGGAGGAAGUGACUGUUUAUGUUCUGUAAUAUUCCUCAUCAUUACCUAGAGGAAGUGAUGAUCAGUACUGACCAGCAGAUGAUGAGACUGACCAUCAUUUUGACCAUCACAGGCACAACCUGGAAAAGUUAAUCACACUUUUCCCUGUUAAUGCUGUCAUGCCAGAUUGUUGAUAGAUUUUAUUUCUGUGAGAUACUUUUGGAAAAAUCAUUCAGUUACCAUGGAAACAAAUCUUAAAUACUGAUAAGGCUUAACCUUGUCUUGGUGCAGAUUGCAAUGAAUAUUGUUGAUGAAUAUAAGAGUUAUGCCCCUUCCGUUUUCAGACAAAUACACCUCCAACACGUUGUUUAUUUUAGUGGUGAUUACAGCCAAUGGGGGAUAUGGAGUCGGACACAUAGGACCCUGACAAUGUUGUUUUAAUGUAGAAUAGGAUUAUACGUUUGUGACCACUACCACGUAAAGCCUUGCUAAAGUUUGUUUUCAUUCUUUGAAUUGCCUUCAUAUCAAAGUUCAACUAUACAUGUUUGUUUCUUCUCCAAAACAUGUUUUACUAAACAAAUAAAAAGAUGGCAGAAGUGUUUCCUAAUCAAUGAGUGACAAUACACAUAUAAACUUUACCAGUUGUAUAUAGAAGAGGGAGAAAUGUACUUCCCCUUAAAACAACUAGUUACCAAGGUAAACCUUUUACAUAUCUAGACCUGUAUCACAACUCACAGUUGGCCAUGUAUAUAUGAUGCUAUGUUUUAUUAAAGAUUUUUUUAACCAAA